UGAAACUAUGAUGGUAGAGUCCACUGUGCUGUCCCUGCAAUGUGAUUCCAUAUUGAUCAAACUGUUGCUAAUUCUCCUUCUUCUCGGUGGUGGCAGUGGUCACAACGAGUGCGAGGGAACGUCUUGUGGGCCUCAAGAACCUCUUAUUAGGUUUCCUUUCCAACUCGUGAAGGGAAUCGAAGAUGGAUGUGGUUAUCCCCGCAUUUGUCUACAUUGUACGGGAAAAAAUGAGACAAUGCUUGUUCACGCUACAAUCAAACUCCAAGUCAGUAGCAUAGACUACGAAAAUCACGAAAUUGAGUUCACUGACCCUGAAAAGUGCCUUCCGAAGAAGUUUCAACAAAUCAACAAUUUUAUCAAUCGUUACAAAUUUAAAUCACCGUAUUUGGAAGGAACAAACCACGACUUGAGCUUCUUCAACUGUUCUUCACAAGAUAUGAUCUCGUGUCCGAUUUAUGUUUCUUCUUCAGACUAUAGUGUCUUCCAAAUAUUUGACAACAUGGACCCAUCUUGUACCAAGAUGUUCGACGUUAUCACGCCAAUGAGUGCAGAUAUGAUGCUAUCGAAUUCGGUUAAUUUGAGAUGGUCCAAUCCAGGUUGUGCUAAGUGUGAAGCGCAAGGCAAGACAUGUAAAUGGAAGAGCAACAGCACAGAAGGAGACAUGGAAUGUUUUGACUGCAAGGGCAAAAAAGGAAACCAUAUGCUUCGAUCGUUUCUUUUCACCACAUGUUCGAUUCUUUUGGGGCUGGUGGUCGUUGCCCUCAUUAAGAUCGCCCUCUAUUUUAGAAGAAAAGAAGAAGACCAAGCACGAGUGGAGAAGUUCUUAGAGGAUUAUAGGGCAGAAAAUCCUGCAAGGUUUACCUACGCUGAUGUGAAAAGAAUCACCGGUGGUUUUAAAGAAAAGCUAGGUGAAGGGGCUCACGGGGCUGUGUUCAGAGGAAAACUUUCAAAUGAGAUUCUGGUGGCCGUGAAGAUCCUUAAUAACUCAGAAGGAGAAGGGACCGAGUUCAUCAAUGAAGUGAGAAUUAUGGGAAAAAUGCACCACAUCAACGUGGUUCGUUUGCUUGGUUUCUGUGCCGAUGGAAUCCAUCGUGCUCUUGUCUACAGUUUGUUCCCGAAAGGUUCGCUACAAAGUUUCAUAUUUCCACCGGAUGACAAGGACCGUUUCCUUGGCUGGGAGAAGCUACAACAAAUUGCUAUUGGCAUAGCUAAAGGAAUUGAGUAUCUUCAUCGAGGUUGUAACCAUCCCAUUAUUCAUUUUGUCAUUAAUCCUCACAACGUGUUGCUCGAUGAAAACUUCACUCCAAAAAUUUCUGAUUUUGGCUUAGCCAAAUUGUGUUCCAAGAAUCCUAGUUUGGUGUCCAUGACAGCUGCUAGGGGAACCUUGGGAUACAUUGCACCUGAAGUUUUCUCCAGGAACUUUGGAAAUGUGUCUUAUAAGUCUGAUAUCUAUAGUUAUGGAAUGUUGUUGUUAGAAAUGGUUGGAGGAAGCAAGAAUUUGGACAUGUCUUCUAAACAAGAUUUCCAUGUUCUGUACCCGGAUUGGAUCCAUAAUCUAGUUGAUGGAGAUGUACAUAUCCAUGUUGAGGAAGAAGGUGAUGUUAAAAUUGCAAAGAAACUAGCUAUUGUUGGACUUUGGUGCAUUCAGUGGCGGCCAGUGAACCGUCCAUCCAUGAAAUCUGUCAUACAAAUGCUAGAAACUGGAGAAGAACACGAGUUAACUGUGCCUCCUAAUCCAUUUAACUCAACAACUUCUACUUCUACCGGUGGACUCACUUCGUCAAAACAACCUUUGGAGUUGGAAGUCAUUCAAGAAUUAGAGAAUGAAUAGCUACUUUUACCCUCCCAACUUUUACAGUGGAAGAAAAUGAAUACUUUGUAGA
This is a messenger RNA of Cajanus cajan (pigeon pea), 1883 nucleotides long. Its product is annotated as rust resistance kinase Lr10. Lineage: Eukaryota; Viridiplantae; Streptophyta; Magnoliopsida; Fabales; Fabaceae. The record is from RefSeq and is a predicted model, not a curated record. Gene Ontology annotation, biological process: protein phosphorylation. Gene Ontology annotation, molecular function: protein kinase activity; ATP binding; polysaccharide binding.